This is a messenger RNA of Volvox carteri f. nagariensis, 168 nucleotides long. RefSeq lists its product as uncharacterized. The annotation marks the transcript as partial. The record is from RefSeq and is a predicted model, not a curated record. Gene Ontology annotation, biological process: regulation of DNA-templated transcription. The transcript has a single exon. NCBI's taxonomy places the organism in Eukaryota, Viridiplantae, Chlorophyta, Chlorophyceae, Chlamydomonadales, Volvocaceae. Gene Ontology annotation, molecular function: sequence-specific DNA binding; DNA-binding transcription factor activity.
AGGUGGCGGAAGUACGGCCAGAAGCAGGUGAAGGGUAGCCCCUUUCCCCGCGCAUACUACAAAUGCACGCAUGCCGGCUGCACCGUCCGUAAGCACGUCGAGCGCAGCGCCGAGGAUGAGACGCGGUUCGUAGUGACGUAUGAGGGCACGCACAACCACCGUGCACCG